AUAAAAAAAAUGAGUGCUGUUUGUAACUGUGACCAAAUGUAAUCAUAAAUAAAGUAAACCCUAGAAAUUAAAAUUGGAAAUGGAAGUAACAACUACAGAUUGAAAAUUCUGUACAGAGAGAAGAAUGGCAGAUGUAGAAGAGAAAGCUGAGAAAAUAGCAACAGAAGAGAAUGUAGAAAAAGUGGUGGCGGAGGCGGAGGAGCUGCCGAAAGCCAUCGUCAAGCGGGUGGUUAAGGAGAAGCUUUCACAGUGCUCUCCCGACGCCGAUAUUCUCCUCCCUAAAGAUUCUCUCGUCGCUUUCUCUGAAAGCGCCCGGAUCUUUAUCCACUAUCUUUCCGCCACGGCUAAUGACAUAUGUAAAGAAGCGAAGAGGCAAACGAUGAAUGCAGAUGAUGUGUUUAAGGCUCUUGAAGAAAUGGAGUUUUCUCAGUUUAUUACUCCUCUCAAAGCUUCUCUUACUGAGUUCAAGCGGAAGAAUGCUGGAAAAAAGGCUGGAACUUCAGAGACCAAGGAACCGAAGAAGAGGAAGGUAGAAGAAGAUUCAUCAAAAAAGAAAAGUGGAGGUAAAAUCAAAGAAAAGAAAACGGCUGAGAAAGAGAAAAGCUAAGCUUGCAAUUACAAAGGAUACUCUGUGUUGUUUAACUUUGCUGAGGGCAGGUUCGAGUGAAUUUUUCUUUUGCAAGAAAGCAAAUAUUCCAAUAUCGUGUAAUUUCUAUAGAAUCAGGAUUAUGCCGACGUAUCCCUCGCAUUAUGAAACUAAUAUUCUGCGACUUUAAAAAGUUCCCAAUAUCCUUCUAGUUGA
Mercurialis annua (annual mercury) is the source of this 802-nucleotide messenger RNA. RefSeq names its product DNA polymerase II subunit B4. The coding region runs from base 125 to 607 and encodes 160 amino acids. Gene Ontology annotation, biological process: heterochromatin formation; DNA damage response; leading strand elongation. The record is from RefSeq and is a predicted model, not a curated record. Gene Ontology annotation, cellular component: CHRAC; epsilon DNA polymerase complex. Lineage: Eukaryota; Viridiplantae; Streptophyta; Magnoliopsida; Malpighiales; Euphorbiaceae. Gene Ontology annotation, molecular function: protein heterodimerization activity; chromatin DNA binding. The transcript has 3 exons.